GGGCCCGGGGGACGGCACUUUGUUCAGGAUGCCGCCUCCUUCUCGUCGUGGAGUCGGAGCCCGCGGCCGCCCUAGUGAGAGGCUGGAGGCCGGAGCACGCAGUGCCGGCUGAGACUCGCCGCAGGAGCCGGCUGGGCCCCAGGAAGCCCCGGGAAACUUUCUGAUCGCGCGGAGAGGACGCCCGGCACUGCGCUGCUCGGGCGAUGCACGACUCCGCGCGGCGGCGGCGGCGCGAACCCAGAACCCGGGACCAGAGGCGCUCCGAGUCUACCAAACCUGGCGGUAGGAUAGAGAGCCGGCCAAGUCUGCAGAUGGUUUAAAGCGGAGGAAGGAACUGGGACGGACCUCAGUGGAUCCUAGUGCUGCCCUACCUCUGUCGCUGACCAUGAAUGGGAUGGCCAACGUGAAUUCUGCCAGCCGCUCAUACUAUGCCUCCUCCAUCCCUGUGCCUCGAGCUUCCUCACAGACCAGGAUUCACACCCCGGGCACGUCUCCUCAGCUUCGGCCUCGUCAGGCUGACUUGGCCCUGAGCCCUCAGCGAGCUGUCUCCCCAAGACCGGGCAAGGCUGCAGUUUCUUCCAGAAACUCCUCCCCCAAGGCCUAUAGAGGAAGAGGCACCCCCAGGGCUGCAGGGCCAGCCAGGGAGCUAGCUGAGAGUGUGGAAAGCCUCCCUAGUUCCCCCUGGAGCAGCCCCAGGGUAACCCCCAAAAGAGCCCUCUCCAGUCAGACAGGAUCCAGAAGAGCAGGGGAGACACAAAGCACUCAGAGGAAGAGGACCCAGGAAGGAAUCUCAGUUCGCCAGACCAGGGGAAGAAGCCCACCCCAGGCAAGCUGUCAUGGAGAAACUCAAAUUCCAGGGCCUCCUGAAGGUCGAAUGCUUCCUAGCUGCCACGAAAAAGAUCAAAGAGACAAAAAUUACAAACCCCCUAGGUCUCUGGAGCCUGAUGAAGGAGCUGCUUCAGGAACUUCCUCUCCAGUCUGCAGCCCUGUGCAGAGCAAGAGGCCCUCUCCUACUCAGGGGGCCAUUAGCUUUUCCUCCGCCCAUCAGCAGAGCCAGCCAAUCACAGCCACGGUGGCCCCCUUUCAGUACAGGUUGCAGACAGACCAGGAGCCUGGCCCCGUUCCUCAGGAAAGCUGGGCCCUUGAUGGAUAUACCAGCCUCCCUGGCAGGACUGAGGACAGCUUUUCCUGCAUGGACGCGCGGAUCGUCCAUGCGCUCCUGGCAGGCAGAAUGCUGGGCAGCAGCGUCAAGAGCGUGCAGCCCGAGGUGGAGCUGAGCGGCGGCAGCGGCAGCGGCGGCGACGAGGGCGCGGACGAGCCUCGGGGAGCCAGCAGAAAGGCGACCGCGGCGGACGGCAGAGGCAUGCUGCCCAAGCGCGCCAAGGCGGCCGGCGGCAGUGGCAGUAUGGCCAAGGCCAGCGCAGCGGAGCUGAAGGUCUUCAAGUCCGGCAGCGUGGACAGCCGUGUCCCCGGUGGGCCGCCGGCCUCCAACCUGCGCAAACAGAAGUCGCUCACCAACCUCUCGUUUCUCACGGACUCCGAGAAAAAGCUGCAGCUGUAUGAGCCUGAGUGGAGCGAUGAUAUGGCCAAGGCACCCAAGGGUUUGGGCAAAUUGGGGCCCAAGGGCCGCGAGGCCCCUCUAAUGUCUAAGACACUGUCCAAAUCAGAGCAUUCGCUCUUCCAGCCCAAAGGCGGCCCUACGGGCGGCGCCAAGACCCCACUGGCUCCACUAGCGCCCAGCCUAGGCAAACCUAGCCGGAUUCCUCGCGGACCCUAUGCGGAGGUCAAGCCUCUCAGCAAGGCGCCUGAGGCAGCGGUGAGCGACGAUGGCAAAUCGGAUGAUGAGCUGCUUUCCAGCAAGGCUAAGGCGCAAAAGGGCUCAGGGACCGUGCCCUCAGCCAAGGGCCAGGAGGAGCGGGCCUUUCUUAAGGUGGACCCCGAGCUGGUGGUGACCGUGCUGGGCGACCUGGAGCAGCUACUCUUCAGCCAGAUGCUGGAUCCGGAGUCACAGAGAAAGAGGACAGUACAGAAUGUUCUGGAUCUUCGACAGAACCUGGAAGAAACCAUGUCCAGCCUUCGAGGCUCCCAGGUGACGCACAGCUCCCUGGAGAUGACUUGUUAUGACAGCGAUGAUGCCAACCCUCGAAGUGUAUCCAGCCUCUCCAACCGCUCCUCUCCUCUCUCCUGGCGCUAUGGCCAGUCCAGUCCCCGGCUGCAGGCUGGCGAUGCACCCUCUGUUGGGGGGAGCUGCCGCUCCGAGGGUCCACCAGCCUGGUACAUGCACGGGGAACGGGCACACUACUCCCACACGAUGCCUAUGCGGAGCCCUAGCAAGCUCAGCCACAUCUCCCGCCUGGAGUUGGUGGAGUCCCUGGACUCUGAUGAGGUGGAUCUCAAGUCCGGCUACAUGAGUGACAGUGACCUCAUGGGCAAGACGAUGACGGAGGAUGACGACAUCACAACAGGCUGGGAUGAGAGCAGCUCCAUCAGCAGUGGGCUCAGCGAUGCCUCAGACAACCUCAGCUCGGAAGAGUUCAAUGCCAGCUCCUCGCUCAACUCCCUCCCGACUACUCCCACUGCUUCCCGCAGGGGCUCUACAAUAGUGCUACGCACAGACUCAGAGAAGCGCUCUCUGGCAGAAAGUGGGCUGAACUGGUUUAGUGAAUCAGAGGAGAAGGCCCCCAAAAAACUGGAGUACGACAGUGGCAGCCUGAAGAUGGAACCUGGGACUUCAAAGUGGCGGAGAGAGCGGCCAGAAAGUUGUGAUGACUCAUCCAAGGGUGGAGAACUGAAAAAGCCCAUCAGCCUGGGACACCCAGGGUCCCUGAAGAAGGGCAAGACCCCACCAGUGGCUGUCACCUCUCCCAUCACUCAUACAGCCCAGAGCGCCCUCAAAGUUGCAGGCAAGCCUGAAGGCAAAGCUACAGACAAGGGCAAGCUCACAGUGAAGAACACUGGGUUACAGCGCUCCUCUUCUGAUGCUGGCCGGGACCGCCUGAGUGAUGCUAAGAAGCCCCCAUCAGGCAUUGCUCGCCCCUCUACUUCAGGAUCCUUUGGCUAUAAGAAGCCUCCCCCUGCUACUGGCACAGCUACUGUCAUGCAGACAGGUGGCUCAGCCACCCUCAGCAAGAUCCAGAAAUCCUCAGGCAUCCCUGUCAAGCCAGUAAAUGGGCGAAAGACGAGUUUAGAUGUGUCCAACAGCGCAGAGCCGGGAUUUCUGGCUCCUGGAGCGCGGUCCAACAUCCAGUAUCGCAGCCUGCCCAGGCCAGCCAAGUCCAGUUCAAUGAGUGUGACUGGUGGGCGAGGUGGACCUCGCCCGGUUAGCAGCAGCAUUGACCCCAGUCUCCUCAGCACCAAGCAGGGAGGCCUUACACCCUCCAGACUGAAGGAACCUUCCAAGGUUGCCAGUGGCCGGACCACGCCAGCUCCUGUCAAUCAGACAGAUCGGGAAAAGGAAAAGGCCAAAGCCAAGGCUGUGGCCUUGGACCCGGACAACAUCUCCUUGAAGAGCAUUGGCUCUCCAGAAAGCACUCCUAAGAACCAAGCAAGUCACCCUGCAGCCACCAAGUUAGCAGAGCUGCCACCAACCCCUCUCAGGGCCACAGCUAAAAGCUUUGUCAAGCCACCCUCACUAGCCAAUCUAGACAAGGUCAACUCCAACAGUUUGGAUCUGCCAUCUUCCAGCGACACCCAUGCUUCAAAGGUCCCAGAUGUGCAUGCUACAAGCUCAUCAACUGGGGGCCCUCUCCCUUCUUGCUUCACCCCCAGUCCAGCACCCAUCCUCAAUAUUAACUCAGCCAGCUUCUCCCAGGGCCUGGAGCUAAUGAGUGGCUUCAGUGUCCCAAAGGAGACCCGCAUGUACCCCAAACUCUCAGGCCUGCACAGGAGCAUGGAGUCCCUCCAGAUGCCGAUGAGCCUGCCCAGUGCCUUCCCCAGCAGCUCUCCCGUCCCCACCCCACCUGCUGCCCCCGCUGCCCCAUCAGAGGAAGAGACCGAAGAGCUGCCCUGGAGUGGAAGCCCCAGAGCUGGGCAAUUGGACAGCAGUCAGCGGGAUCGGAACACUCUACCCAAGAAAGGACUCAGGUACCAGCUUCAGUCCCAGGAGGAGACCAAGGAGAGGCGGCACUCCCACACCAUCGGUGGACUUCCCGAAUCCGACGACCAGGCAGAGCUGCCAUCUCCCCCUGCACUCUCCAUGUCCUUGAGUGCAAAGGGCCAGCUUACCAACAUAGUGAGUCCCACUGCGGCCACCACGCCAAGAAUCACCCGCUCCAACAGCAUCCCCACCCACGAGGCGGCCUUCGAGCUGUACAGCGGCUCCCAAAUGGGGAGCACCCUGUCCCUGGCCGAGAGAUCCAAGGGAAUGAUUCGGUCAGGAUCCUUCCGCGACCCCACGGAUGAUGUUCAUGGUUCGGUGCUGUCUCUGGCCUCCAGUGCCUCCUCCACCUACUCCUCAGCUGAGGAGAGGAUGCAAUCUGAGCAAAUUCGGAAGCUCCGUAGGGAACUGGAGUCAUCCCAGGAAAAAGUGGCCACGCUGACAUCUCAGCUCUCUGCCAAUGCUAACCUGGUGGCUGCGUUCGAGCAAAGCCUAGUGAAUAUGACAUCCCGCUUGCGACACCUGGCAGAGACAGCUGAGGAAAAGGACACGGAGCUGCUGGACUUGCGAGAAACUAUAGACUUCCUGAAGAAAAAGAAUUCGGAGGCCCAGGCGGUCAUUCAGGGAGCACUGAAUGCCUCAGAAGCCACACCCAAAGAACUCCGGAUCAAGAGACAGAAUUCCUCGGAUAGCAUCUCCAGCCUCAACAGCAUCACCAGCCAUUCCAGCAUCGGCAGCAGCAAGGACGCUGAUGCCAAGAAGAAGAAGAAGAAAAGCUGGGUUUAUGAGCUUCGGAGUUCCUUCAACAAAGCCUUCAGCAUUAAAAAGGGUCCCAAGUCAGCCUCCUCGUACUCUGAUAUUGAGGAGAUUGCCACACCUGACUCCUCAGCCCCAUCAUCCCCCAAACUACAGCAUGGCUCCACGGAGACUGCAUCCCCCUCUAUCAAGUCCAACUCAUCCUCUGUGGGCACUGAGGUCACUGAGGCCCCUGCCCAUUCAGUCCCUCACACAAGACUGUUCCAAGCCAAUGAGGAGGAGGAGCCGGAGAAGAAGGAGGUAUCAGAGCUGCGCUCUGAAUUAUGGGAGAAAGAAAUGAAGCUUACGGAUAUCCGGUUGGAGGCCCUAAACUCUGCCCACCAGCUAGACCAGCUUCGAGAGACCAUGCACAAUAUGCAGCUGGAGGUGGACCUCCUGAAAGCAGAGAAUGACCGGCUGAAGGUUGCCCCCGGCCCCUCCUCAGGCUCCACUCCAGGGCAGGUCCCUGGAUCCUCUGCUCUCUCGUCCCCUCGCCGUUCCCUGGGCCUUGCUCUCAGCCAUCCCUUCAGUCCCAGUCUCGCAGAUACAGACCUGUCACCCAUGGAUGGCAUCAGCACCUGUGGUCCAAAGGAAGAAGUGACCCUCCGGGUGGUGGUGCGGAUGCCGCCCCAGCACAUCAUCAAAGGGGACUUAAAGCAGCAGGAGUUCUUCUUGGGAUGCAGCAAAGUCAGUGGCAAGGUGGACUGGAAGAUGCUGGAUGAAGCUGUCUUCCAGGUGUUCAAGGACUACAUUUCUAAAAUGGACCCAGCUUCCACCUUGGGACUAAGCACCGAGUCCAUACAUGGCUAUAGCCUCAGCCACGUGAAACGAGUGUUGGAUGCUGAGCCUCCAGAGAUGCCGCCUUGCCGCCGAGGGGUCAAUAACAUAUCCGUCUCCCUCAAAGGUCUGAAGGAGAAGUGUGUCGACAGCCUGGUGUUUGAGACACUCAUCCCCAAGCCCAUGAUGCAGCACUACAUAAGCCUCCUGCUCAAGCACCGGCGCCUCGUGCUCUCCGGCCCCAGUGGCACCGGCAAGACCUACUUGACCAAUCGGCUGGCUGAGUAUCUGGUGGAGCGCUCGGGCCGCGAGGUCACUGAUGGCAUCGUCAGCACUUUUAACAUGCACCAGCAAUCUUGCAAGGAUCUGCAACUGUACCUCUCCAACCUGGCCAACCAGAUAGACCGGGAAACAGGAAUUGGGGAUGUGCCCUUGGUGAUCCUAUUGGAUGACCUGAGUGAAGCAGGCUCCAUCAGUGAGCUAGUUAAUGGGGCCCUUACCUGCAAGUAUCACAAAUGUCCCUAUAUCAUAGGUACAACCAAUCAGCCUGUAAAAAUGACACCCAACCAUGGCUUGCACUUGAGCUUCAGGAUGCUGACCUUCUCUAACAACGUGGAGCCAGCCAAUGGCUUUCUGGUCCGCUACCUGCGGAGGAAGUUGGUAGAGUCAGACAGUGACAUCAAUGCUAACAAGGAAGAGCUGCUCCGGGUGCUGGACUGGGUGCCCAAGCUGUGGUAUCACCUCCACACCUUCCUGGAGAAGCACAGCACCUCGGACUUCCUCAUUGGCCCUUGCUUCUUUCUGUCCUGUCCCAUUGGCAUCGAGGACUUCCGGACCUGGUUCAUUGACUUGUGGAACAAUUCCAUCAUUCCUUAUCUGCAAGAAGGAGCCAAGGAUGGGAUCAAGGUACAUGGACAGAAAGCUGCUUGGGAAGACCCAGUGGAGUGGGUCCGGGACACCCUUCCCUGGCCAUCAGCCCAACAAGACCAAUCAAAGCUAUACCACUUGCCCCCACCCUCUGUGGGUCCUCACAGCAUUGCCUCACCUCCAGAGGACCGGACAGUCAAAGACAGCACCCCAAGCUCCCUGGACUCAGACCCUCUGAUGGCCAUGCUGCUGAAACUUCAAGAGGCUGCCAACUAUAUUGAAUCACCGGAUCGAGAGACUAUCCUGGACCCCAACCUCCAGGCAACACUCUGAGGGUCGAGCAGUCGCUGUUGCCCUGGACAGCAGAAGGCUGGCUUCAGCUUCAGUAGCUCUCCUCUCCCUCUUCUUUCAGAGCUCCGGCUCACCAGCCUCACCGGGACAGGAGGGAAGAAGAGGGCAAGAGGAGGGAUGGGUUCUCGGUGCUGAACCUUUGAGAACUUCCUAAUAGGGAUUGGAGGGGUGCAGUUUGGGAACUCGUGCCCCCUAAAUACAUUUACUGGCCUCCUCUUAUGAUUUUGGAGAAAAGAUGAUUCUGGGUCUUUUCUUCAAUUUUUUGUUUCAGCUAUAAACUCCUGGGCUUUCUGGGGAGGGAUUCAGAGGGUAUCACAAAAACUGCAGCAGUUGCUAGCUGGUUCUCAUGAACACCUCUGAAACAGUCGCCUACGGGGAAAUCUAAGGGAGGCAGGAAACUCCACAGAUUUUCUUGCAAACUCUUCCCAAUUCUAUCACCACUGCCAACAACCUUCCCCCCCCCCCCCAGAGAUCUGGCCAGAGCCCAGAAAAAAGAAGCAUGUGGUUUAACAAAAAAAAAAACAAACAAAAAAAUGUGUAAAUCAACCUAUAAGAAGUCAAAAGGCGAUGGAAAAGAUGAAGCUGGAAAGAGGGGACCCAGUUGCCAAGAUGGAAAGAGAGCUGCCAGAUCUCGCCUUUGGGAUGACAAUAGGGGACAUUGACAAGAUGACUUGCAAUCUAAGAUACCACCAAACUACAAAAAUAACAUCACAGCCUUCAGAGAGACUAUGAGCUGCCUUUCUGCCCUCUAGCUGAACAUGCAUGAAAGUCAAUAAACCCUACUUUUUUAAUUUUUAAUUUUAUUUCUAUCUUUUUCCCUUCCAUUUGCCUAUUUAUUUGCCCCAUCUCCCCAAUUUUGUCACAUGUUAAUGAGAUACUUGGGUUUUCUUCCAGGGGAUAUUUUUGCUUUCCAUGUGGGUUUUCUUUGGAGAAUUGAAUUCCAUACUAUUGGUAUAAGUUAGAUUCCUGCCAUGCCACUAUCUCUGGCAUCCUUGGGGCUUAUAUGCGACAAGAACAUUGGCUCAGAAUGGUAGGAGAAAAAGAACCCAGUUUCUUUGACUUUCCUUUUGAGCAAGUACAUGUCCUACCUGGAAGCUCAACUGCCAUUGUCUGGCAUGAUAGGUUUACCCUGAGCUUCAUUGUGGACUGGAGGAAAACCAAAAUACUGGAAACACCCACCUGUCUUAGGGCCUGUUUGGCCCCUCACUGCACUAUUUGGAUGGUAGCCACUUUGCCUGACUGAAUGAAAAUUCCCUAGCUAGCCCUUACUACUUGUUUUUGACAGGUGAAUAGUCACUUAUAAGAAACUGAACAACUGUGUGAACCGCUUCAGAUCAGAACAGAAGGCUCAAGGAGUUGGACUCGGUGGCCAAUAUUUGCCUUCCAAAGAGGUCCACCUCUAGCAGAAGUUGCCCUCUUCAUAGUUCUGUCAUUCACAUUCCUUCCUUUGACAAGCAUUUAUGAGUACUUAACUGUAUACCAGUCACUAUGUUUAAGAAAAGACAAGACUUGGUCCUUAAGUUCAUAGUCUAGUGGGGGAUGUUAAUCUCAAUUAAGUACCCACUCUUAUCUGGACCUUGCAGAUCAUCUAAGAAACAGACAAACCCCAAGGUGUCAGUUAAAAGAAGCCUGUGAUGAGAGGUUCAAUCUGUCGUGGGCAGAAGAUCAAGGAUCAUAAGAUUGAGCCUGAAGAACUAUGGAAUCUUUCCUGACUGGAGUGAGAAAAUCUACUGUCAUUUUGGAAACCUGAUAGAACCAGAUUCCAGGCUGAGCUGCCUUAUGGGCUAUUAUGUCAGCACACUGCAGUUCAGGGAUGUAUACAAUGAGCCUGAACCUAAGAGUUUGUUCUUCAGAGUCCUAAGUAGCACAAGACUUAUCAGGAUCUAUACCAAGAUUCUAUAGGCAAGCUAACUUGGGCCAUUAUUCCACCCAACCGAGGAGUCAUGUGACUCUUAACAAUAUAUUUUCAUUUAUGUCCUCAAGAUGGUCUAGCUUGUCCCUUUUCUCCCUCCUCCCCCACAAAAGCUUCUAUGUUCACCUGGUAGUCCCAGGGAUGACAGGGUCCUCUAUUCUGGAGACUGUUAUUGCUAUUGCUGCUAAUUCCAUGAGCUGUGAAGAUCCCCAUCCAACUCAGCUGCAAAAUAUGCAAUUCCAUAGUGGGAAGAGGCUGUUUGUCCAAGGAUGGUGCUGAAAUCACUGCCUUAAGGUCUCUGCUGUGCAGAAUGAGAAGGCCCCAGAAUUGGGUGUUCCAACUUAGAAGGAAGGGGAGACUGGAUAGGCCUACUUUGGACAUAGGUCUCUUCUGAACCCUAGCCAAAGCUCCAGUGCCAUGGCAAGGCUCAGACUUUUGCUGACAUCCUCAUGCUUGAGCCCUUCACUCUCUUUUCUGGUGCUGCCCAGCCAGUGCCUUCUGAAAAUGGAUGUUACUGGCUACUUUAAGAAGAAGGGAAGUAGGAAAUGCCUUCUUCCAUCCCAACUGCCUCCGACUGCAGAGGGGUUGCCUCUGUGGUAACCAUGGAUACCAUCGUGAAUUUCAUUUGGGUCUGCAGCAAGUUGACUCUGGAGGCCUCUCAUACUAUAACUUCAUUUCUAGUCCUGGGAUCCACCACCACCUUCUCUCAGUUGACUGCUGCAUUUAGUUCAGGCCUCCGAUGGCUGCCCUCCAGGAAGUAUGUUCCCAUCUAGGGAAGUGCUCUUGAAGCCUCUACUUUCCUUCUGGAGACUGGGACCCUGUUUACAGUUGCACAUCUGGGCCCCUCACAGUUGGAUCAACCAUCUCAAAAAGGAAUCAUGGUUCUGUGGCAAUUUCAGAAGGUUGAGCCUCCUCGUGGUGCUAAUAACCCCUUGGGAUGCUCAUCCAGACUUCUAAGAAGCAAAAAGCCUGAGCAUCCACUCACUGCCCAAGAAUUCCUGGCAAAGAGCAAACCCACAGCAUUCUUUCCAAUCUACACACUUGCUUCUUGGUUGAGGCUACUGGGACUCCUCAGAAAGGGAAAAAUGGGACCCACAGCUAAAUUCUCAAUCUCCAGGCACCUUCAGAAGAAGCCAACCUAUCUAAUUCUGGAAUUUGUGCUAUCCCCUUUCCCUCUGACCCCCAGUUCCAUCCCUCACCAAAGUUGGUUAGUGAAGGACAUUUGGAGGGCCUCCGCUCCAGGAGAGAGGUUAACUAGAACCCCGUGAAUUUGGGGAUGAAGACCAGUAAGUUGUGUUCAAUGUGUUCGUUUCUCAGUCCCUACCUAGGCACUAAAAUAAAAUACUAGGUAUUGGAGGCUGUUAUGGGACCUGAUGUCUGUGUAUCUCUCUGUUCUAUCUUCUGGGGCUUUGUGGAACAUUUUUAUUUUUGAUAUCUGCUUUCUGGUAACUCUUUGGUGCUUAUUUCUGUCUCUGUAAAUCCUUACUCCGAUGUCUUUUGUGUAGUCUAAUCACUUGGAAGGUAGAGGCUGGCAGGGAAGAAGAAUGAGGAAAAAGACCAUGGAAAGACCCUACAAGAAAGCCUUUAUUGGUUGGUAAACAUUUGGGUCUUGAAUUACCAACUUUCUAACUAGUCUGUCCAUACUGAUGGGCAUAAGACAAAAUAAUGAUUUUCUCCCCUUUUCUUUUUUCUUUUUCUUUCUUUUCUUUUUUCUUUUUCUUUCUUUUUUCUUUUUUCUUUUUUUUUUUUUUGUCUUCUGGCUUUUCUAGUUUGCAAGAGUUUAAGUGGACUUAACCUACCCAUCUCCUUACUUGUAGCUCUCAAAGAUCAGCCACGCUAUGCAGAGGGAAAACACCCCCUUCUAGUACUCUGAAGAUGAACUCUGUUUCCUGUCAUAUUCCAGAAAAGUAGGGAAAGAAGUGGUAGGUUUUCACAGCACCACCCAUCAUCACCCCAGAUGGAACCCCGUUCUCAGCACCCAGCAUGUGCACGGGUCACACUUGCCUGAUCAAAUGAAAUUGAUCUUAUAAACCAGGAUCCAAAAGACAUUCAUGAUUUUUUUUAUGACAAAAGGGUUUGGGAGAGGAGGUUGUGCUAAUCACAAAUCUAAUACAGGAUGCAAGUGCUGAAGUAACUCAGAUUGUCAGUUCCAGCUCCUUAUCACACUUUACCUUUCUUUCUUCCAUAGUCCUGGGCAUUAGCUAAACUGAAGCUAGUGAAUGGACUCCAUGAGCAACCCCCCUGGUAAGAAGAAAAAUGGCUGUUGUAGCAGGUUGGGUAAUAGAGAAGGAUAAGAUGCCUAUAAGUACAUUUUUUUCCUUCCAGUAUUGAGUAUCAAACCCAGGGUGUCUCAUAUACUCAGCAAGUACUUUAUCACUAUAGCUCCAACCCUCACUUUUUUUUUUAAAGACAGUUUCCCUAAGUUGCCCAUAAUGGCCCUGAAUUCACUAAGUAUUCCAGGCAAGCUUUGAAUUUGAUGACCCCCCCACACACACACAGUAAGUUCUAGUAACUGAGAUUUCAGCUUGCAUCAUUAGGCCCAGCUAUAACACUCUAAGAACUAUGCAUGAGAGUUUCCAGCACAGAGGCCAUAGUAAUAAAAAUGUGUUCCAAAUGGCCAAAGCCUGAAGACACUGCUCUUCAUAACUGUAUCAGCCUUACCUAUCCCCCAGUCCUCGGUUAACCUGCUCAGGGAUCACAGGGCCAACAGGUAUACACCCUAGCCCUGGAAGCACAUACUCUUGUAGAGAAGAUAGAGUCAACCCUAAAGCAGCAGUCGGGAAGGAAAGAAAACAGUUGAACUUUGGAAACCACAGGGAAAGGGACAGUUAAAAAUUACACCCUGUGUAUACUAGUUCAUUCCUGUGUGAUGUUUCAGCCAUCUUCCUUAGUGAUUAUGUCACAGGGAACAUUCUCUGACCUGUGACAUGAAUCCCUGGUUCCUUGACUCAACCUUUUGUUCCUCAAAGUGGUGGUGCUCGGGAGGAUGUCUUCUCAUGCUUAGGUUUCCAGGAGUUAACAGUGAAAAUAUGUGCUUUGGGGUGGAAGUUAGGGAAGUCUAUACCUUUGCAGCCUCUAGUGCGAAACCCCUUGCCUCUAACAUUGCUAGCUGGCACACUGGGACUCCAGUGAAGAGAUUGUGUUGGAGGUCUCCUCCACAUUGCUGGUCCGUUGGAUUCUUUUUCUGAUAAUAGUACAAGAAAAGUAAAAUAAAAUCUAAUUUACAUUUCUAUGAUAAAAUGUUCUCCCAGCAACAUCCCUCUCCCUUCUUUAAAUAGUAAAGAGUACAGCUGAGUCUGAGAGCCCCCACCAGCCCCUCCUUCCCCAAGGCAGCCAACAGCUGUAGUGCUCCAGUAUGCCAGAAGGGCCCAUGUCUCUGCUCAGCCCACAGGAGAGAGCUCCACACAGUGAGAAUAAAGUAUCUGAGACCUUAGGUUCAACCUCUGCCUUUUCCCACAACAGGACCUAAAUGCAGGACUACUCAGAAAAAAAAAUUGUUUUCAGAAAGAGCUUCAUACAUUUCCAAACCCAUAAACUAGCUGUUAUGGCCCUGGACGAGUUGAGGCUGUUCAGAAGUGGUUUUGUGUCAGUUUCCCCACUACGAGAGCCUUUUUGUGCAGAGCAUUAAAAAAUCACUGGUACCAAGUCUCCUGCGCUCAGGGACUAACUUGGAAGGAAAGAGUAAAGCCCAAGGAAAGCAAGUGUAGAACAAUUGCACUAGAAUCACCCCCUAGCCAUCCAGCCAGCUCUUGCCAUGUCAUCCUGCUUCCCUGCCAUUUCUCUGAGAGGGAAACUACAAGGAGCAAACUCCCACACUACAGCCAGUUUCUGAGACUGCUGUGCUCCCCCACCCCCACUUCCUAAUGUUCUUUUGUUUAUUGCUUUUAACAAAACAAAAUUAUAGUGAAUUCUAGGUCUUGCUAGCUUCCUUUCCUCCCCCUCCCUAUCCUGUUUUACACAGCACUGCUGUGUAAGAGGCUGUGUUUCUCAAAUGCAUGGCAUUCCUCAGGUGGCAGCAGCGGGUGGGCAAGAAUGUUCCUUUUUCAAAACUUACUGAGUACAAAAAUCCCAAAACAGGAUAUGUGUGUGUCUGUGUGUUUGUCUUAUUUUCUUCUCAUUAGACCCUCACCUAUUCCAGUCUGUCCCCUUUUAUACAUAAUGUAGAAAAGGCAAAACUGAUUCUGGAAAGCAAAUUGUUGUAUAUAGUUGCGGUAACAAUCAUGAAGAGAGCUGGGCUGUCCCCUCAGUAAUUCAUUUUAAAUAAGAAAUUGGUUGAAAAUUAAAUCCAUGCCUUUGGCCCACUGAAAUGGCCUUCCUCCAUCGCCACAGAGGCUACCUUUAUCUGGGUCCUCUGUCUAUCAGGCAUGUCUCCAUCCAGCAAAAUUCAUCUGUUCUCUGCCAUUUGCGUUUCAAUAAAGUUAUCUCCUGUAUUGUC
This is a messenger RNA of Mesocricetus auratus (golden hamster), 13233 nucleotides long. It is a transcript of the gene Nav1, whose product is annotated as neuron navigator 1. The record is from RefSeq and is a predicted model, not a curated record. Bases 386 to 6868 code for a protein of 2160 amino acids. Gene Ontology annotation, cellular component: microtubule cytoskeleton; axon initial segment. The transcript is spliced from 34 exons. NCBI's taxonomy places the organism in Eukaryota, Metazoa, Chordata, Mammalia, Rodentia, Cricetidae. Gene Ontology annotation, biological process: microtubule bundle formation; nervous system development; neuron migration. Gene Ontology annotation, molecular function: ATP hydrolysis activity.